AGUUCAUUUAUCGUGCAAAUGUUGAAGAGGAAAGAAAGAAAUGUUUCGCUGUGGCGCGUACAACUUGGUUCGCUCUUUUUUUCUUGAUUAAUCCGCGAAGGUUCUGCUUAAUUAAAACGAAAAAAAUUAAUUGAAUUGGUGACGGUUUGAUGUGUCUGUGAUUGAAUCGUCUGCAGAGAGACGCAAAAAUAUUGCGUUGACGGUUUGUGGUGAAUUAUUGGACAAAAUUUAUUGUAGUGUUUUGGUGUUGUUGCAAGUUCUAACUUCGAAAUAAGAAUUUGUUUAGAAGAAAAUUAAUUGCAAAAGUAAAAAUAUCUUUGGAUUCUGUGUGUACGUGAGGUACAAAGGAAAAACUGAGACCCACAGAGAAAACAAAGCCAAUUACAUAAAAUCUAAAACCAUUGCACAUUUUCGAUGUGUAAUACAUUCGGUUGUGUGAGAUGAGAAAAAGAUCAGAGAUACGAUCAAUGAUUAUAAAAUGUGAAUUAUGAGUUUCUUUAGUGACUUCAAAUGGAUUAUUUUUAUUUGAUAAUUUCGUUGGAAUAAGACGUUAAAGUGAACACAAGAGAAAAAUGAAAAAGUUUGUGGUUAUCAAAAAUACGAAGGUGUCCACCAAUAAUCCGGAUGCACACAAUCAAUUUACGACACAAGUCAAAAUGAGUGGAUACUUGAAAAAGAAACGAAAUAAAAUGGGUGGCUGGCGAAAAUUGUGGUUUGUGUUGCAAAAUCAACUACUACUGUCCUACUCAUCCAAAGAAGACUACGAAAAGAAAUUGGCACCGUUUAAGGACGUAGUAAGUCUUGUUCCCGGAACGACCAUUCGACCCACCAAAGGACCAAGAUUCAUCAUCGAAACAACAACUAACUUAAUGUUAACUUACCGCUGUGAUGACAACAAAACAUGUUCCGAGUGGAUAAGCGCUUUGGUAGAUAGUUUAGCUUCGAGCUCACAGAUUACACUCGAAAACAAACUGGCCAAUCAAAAGAAAGCUUUAAUGGCUAGCCGUAGCUGGGACUCCAUAUGCCGAUUACAAGGAUCUCGUUCGCCGAAUAUACCUAUUGUAAACAGUACAGCAAAAAUAUGUAAACGAAAUGGUUUACAAGCAAAUGCAAAUGAGAAACGAGGUCAAAUAGAUUCAAAGUGUGAACGGGUACAAAAUUUCCGACUACAUCGAAACGACCAGCCAGCAUAUCAGUCCUAUGAAGUGCAUCGAAUAAAUAGCAUGUUCAAUCGGUGCAGUGACGCAAACGAUGAUGAUACGAAGCUGAAAAGAUUUCCGUUUUCUACGGGCAACAACAACGGUAACAGUCAUCCGUUGUAUACACACCGACAGCAGGAAUAUUUUCAAAAUUGUUCUGGCAUCAAAGAUACUAGUGGCAACAGUAUGACUACGUACGAAAAUUGUUCCAUCGAAGAACAAAUUCAACGAAUAUCAUUGGAAGACGAGCAAUUCUACUCCUAUCCCACAUCGAUAAAUGACGAAAAUUGUCCGUCUACAUCGAAUGAUGAAAAAAAAUUAUUGGAUGCAAAUUUGCAUGAUAAUAAAAAAAUGCCAUUAAGCUCUUCAGCGUCCAGUCCUUGCACAAGUGGAAACGUAAACAGUUUAAGUGAACCAAUUUAUGCAGUUGUCGACCUCAAAGAUAAAUAUGCACGUCGGAAAAUGAGAGAAAUGGAAAAUGAAAAUGCCAUUAAUAGUCAGCCGGAACGACCUCGUAGCUUUCAUGUGGGCUCAAGCGAUUAUGAAGAGGUAUUGUAUCUGAAACGAGCCGAAGGGAAUGAAGAUGAAGGGGAAAAUAUUUACGAACCCAUCAACAUUCCGGAAUUUUCGCACAAAAAUCCAAUGUGGCGAUACUUUUCCAAAAUCAAUAUCGACGCACUGGUCGAGAUAACCAAAUGGAAAAAGGAGAAAGACGACGGAACUACAUUCUCGGACAUCAGAAAGAGAUGGGGCAAUCACAGAAAGUCGAUAAAGAAUCGAAUGAAAAAAUUUUAUUCCAAAGAGCCCACAGUCAAAACGGUAACGAAUGGCAACUGUUGUAGCGAUGACGAUUUGGGAAGUCAGGCGGCAUCGUGCUCUACAUCUACCAGUUUACGAUCAUCUGAAGACAGUCCGGAGAAACAGCCAAAUACCGCGAACAGUUUCGACGUAACAGAUGGCGGAGAUGGUAGAAAGCAUCGAACGAAAGGCGAAAGGAAUUUAUUCGGAAGUUUAGGACGAUUGAGAAAGUCCAGGACUUCGUUAUUUUUGGACGAUGUUGCACCGAGGAAAAAAAUUCUUAUUACCUACGGAUCGGAUUUUCAAACUGAAUUGAAAUCUGAAGUGGUGAGAAGGUGUAGCGAUGAAGCAAAGGUAGGUGAACGACAUGUGCCAUGGUAAGCUCGGCAAAUGAGUAUGGGAAUGAAUAUAUUUAUGAUGGAAAUUGUGCAACUUAUGCCAAACGCAUGUGAUCUAAGCAAAUAAAAAAAAAAUAAUUUCUAU
Bradysia coprophila is the source of this 2480-nucleotide messenger RNA. RefSeq lists its product as uncharacterized. The record is from RefSeq and is a predicted model, not a curated record. NCBI's taxonomy places the organism in Eukaryota, Metazoa, Arthropoda, Insecta, Diptera, Sciaridae.